Messenger RNA from Rhinopithecus roxellana (golden snub-nosed monkey), 3789 nucleotides. RefSeq names its product protein-glutamine gamma-glutamyltransferase Z. Bases 201 to 2258 code for a protein of 685 amino acids. Gene Ontology annotation, biological process: tRNA methylation; wybutosine biosynthetic process; peptide cross-linking. Gene Ontology annotation, molecular function: protein binding; tRNA methyltransferase activity; protein-glutamine gamma-glutamyltransferase activity. NCBI's taxonomy places the organism in Eukaryota, Metazoa, Chordata, Mammalia, Primates, Cercopithecidae. The record is from RefSeq and is a predicted model, not a curated record. The transcript is spliced from 2 exons.
ACUUAGCACUGACUACACCCUCCUCAAUUCUGGUUGGCGAGAUGCGCUCUUCCCGGAAGUGACGCGCAAGUGCCGGCGGAAGGGGAAGUCCAGGAGCAUGGGUGAUUUUUCUCCCUACCGAGGUGCAUGAGGGGUGUACUAUGCUAACCAAGGGGAGGCUCACAACCGUGACAGACUGCCAUUCCUGAACUUUUCUGGCUAUGGGCCCCCGGAGCCGCGAACGUCGGGCAAGCGCGGUACAGAGCACCAACGACAGCAGCGCCCUCAGCAAGCGUUCCCUGGCCGCGCGCGGGUACGUGCAGGACCCCUUUGCCGCGUUGCUGGUUCCGGGCGCAGCGCGCCGCGCACCGCUUAUUCACCGAGGCUACUACAUCCGCGCACGCGCCGUAAGGCACUGCGUGCGCGCUUUCUUGGAGCAGACUGGCGCGACCCAUGCUGCGCGUCGCGCGCAGAUCUUGUCUUUAGGCGCCGGCUUCGACUCGCUCUAUUUUCGCUUGAAAACUGCGGGCCGCCUGGCCCGGGCUGCAGUCUGGGAGGUGGAUUUCCCGGACGUGGCGCGGCGCAAAGCAGAGAGGAUUGGAGAGACGCCAGAGCUGUGCGCGUUAACCGGGCCUUUCCAGCGUGAGGAGUGCGCAUCAGCGCUGUGCUUUGAGAGCGCAGACUACUGCAUCCUGGGCCUGGACCUGCGGCAGCUCCAGCGAGUGGACGAGGCCCUGGGCGCAGCGGGGCUCGACGCAGCCUCACCCACUCUGCUCCUGGCCGAGGCGGUGCUGACCUACCUCGAGACGGAGAGUGCCGCGGCCCUCAUCGCCUGGGCAGCGCAGCGUUUUCCUAAUGCCCUUUUCGUGGUCUAUGAGCAGAUGAGGCCUCAAGACGCCUUUGGCCAGUUCAUGCUGCAACAUUUUCGGCAGCUGAACUCCCCCCUGCAUGGCCUGGAGCGCUUUCCUGACGUGGAGGCGCAGCGGCGCCGCUUCCUUCAAGCUGGCUGGACUGCCUGUGGUGCCGUGGACAUGAAUGAAUUCUAUCGCUGCUUUCUCCCCGCAGAAGAGCGCCGGCGGGUGGAAAAUAUUGAACCCUUUGACGAAUUUGAGGAGUGGCAUCUGAAGUGCGCCCAUUAUUUCAUUCUGGCAGCUUCUAGGGGAGACACCCUCUCCCACACCCUAGUGUUUCCAUCUUCAGAGGCAUUUCCUCGCCUAAAUCCUGCUUCGCCUUCAGGGGUAUUCCCUGCCAGUGUAGUCAGUAGCGAGGGCCAGGUCCCAACCCUGAAGAGAUAUGGCCACGCCUCUGUCCUCUUGAGCCCGGACGUAAUUCUCAGUGCAGGAGGAUUUGGAGAGCAGGAGGGGCGGCACUGCCGAGUGAGCCAGUUUCACUUGCUCUCAAGAGAUGGUGACUCUGAAUGGAAAUGCAGCCAAAUAGGCGGUUGUGGGACUGGAGUUCAGUGGGAUGGACGCCUUUAUCACACCAUGACAAGACUCUCAGAGAGUCGGGUUCUGGUUCUGGGAGGGAGACUGUCCCCAGUAAGUCCAGCCUUGGGGGUUCUCCAGCUUCAUUUUUGUAAUAGUGAGGAUAAUAACACUCAGGAUCUGAAAGUGACAAUAACAAAGGCCGGCCGAAAGGACGAUUCCACUUUGUCUUGUUGGCGGCAUUCAACAACAGAAGUGUCCUAUCAGAAUCAGGAAUAUUUGUUUGUGUAUGGGGGUCGAAGUGUGGUGGAACCUGUACUAAGUGACUGGCAUUUCCUACAUGUAGAGACAAUGGCUUGGGUCAGGAUCCCAGUGGAGGGAGAAGUGCCUGAAGCCCGGCAUUCUCACAGUGCCUGCACUUGGCAAGGGGGAGCCCUUAUUGCUGGAGGUCUCGGGGCUUCUGAGGAGCCAUUGAACUCUGUGCUCUUUCUGAGACCAACCUCUUGUGGAUUCCUCUGGGAGUCAAUAGAUAUCCAGCCUCCCAUUACCCCAAGGUACUCCCACACAGCUCAUGUGCUCAAUGGAAAGCUGUUACUGGUUGGAGGGGUCUGGAUUCAUUCCUCCUCAUUUCCUGGAGUGACUGUUAUCAAUUUGACUACAGGAUUGAGCUCUGAGUAUCAGAUUGACACAACCUAUGUGCCAUGGCCAUUAAUGUUACACAACCAUACGAGUAUCCUUCUUCCUGAAGAGCAACAGCUCCUGCUCCUUGGAGGUGUGCUCUCCACCUUUCACUGUUCUGUGCUCCAAGAGGCUGACCUUUGUGGACUAUAUCAAGGAGCUCUCUUUACUUUUUGAUUGAAUUCCACCAGUCAGAGGCACCAGAGGGGAAUGGGGGCAAGAAGAAGAGUGAGUUGGUAUUUAUUCACAAUUCCUCCCCUGCUAGUUUGCAAGUUGGCAGUGGCAGCAUUCUUCUGUCAAAGGCUACAGCUCCUGUCAUGUAAUCCUUUCCUGUAAGAUCGAGUUCUAAUUCUCCAUCACCCCAGCUUUCAGUAAUUGUUCCUUUACUUCACCUCUUCGGGCCUAGGAGUUGUGAUGGCUCUUUGUUAGACCUGAACUGUACUGUCCAAUGUAGCUAUUAGCAACAUGUGACUGUUUAAACAAAUUAAUAAAUUCAGUGGCCUAGUCACAUUAACCACAUUUUAAGUGCUUAAUAACUACGUGUGGCUUUGGCUACUGUAUUAGACAAUGUAGAUGUAGAACAUUUCAUCGUUACAGAAAUUUCUACUGGACACUGCUGACUGGAUAACUUGACUUGGUUUCCCUUAAUCCUACUCAGCCCCUUAUAGUUAGCAUCCCAUUAAACUCAAUUACCCCUUUUAAAUGGGAAGCUUGCCUAGUGAGCCAUGUGAGAUCAAUGAAAUAGCUAUUCAUCCUUAAAAUUUGAGCCUUAAUUUGUCAUCUAAAUUAUGCAGACCUUGUGAAAUUUACACUUCAAAAAAUGUAGUGGCUUUGGUGGUACUAAGUGUAUCACUUUAGUAUUUCUUCUCUUAGUCCUAGAAACCUUAGUAGUUUUCAUUCUGCAAGUGCCUAAGUGAUUAUUAUGAACCAUCAUUGAUAACAAAUUGCAUCCUUUAUUUCUAUUAACUUUGCAUAUAAAUGGAUGUGAAAGGUGAUUAAUAUAAAAACCGAGUAGCAAACACAAACCUAAGUGUAUGGAGAGGACAAUGUUGGCUCUGUUAGCUGAAGGCUCCUUGGGGCAGACCAGCUGAAUAAGGGUUGUGGUCUAGGCUGGGCAUGGUGGCUCACGCCUGUAAUUCCAGCACUUUGGGAGGCCAAGGCAGAAGGAUCACUUGAAGCCAGGAGUUUAAAACCAGUCUGGGCAACAAAGUCAGAUCCCCAUCUCUACAAAAAAAAUAAGUGGGCACGGUGGUGUGUGCUUGUAGUCUCGGAUACUCUGGAGGCUGAGGCGAUAAUGAGCUGUGAUUGUGCCACUGCACUCCCGCCUGGAUGACAAGAGUGAGACCCUGUCUCUUGAAAAAAAAAAAGGUUGUUGUCUAACUUGAGCUUUCCUGAGACUUUGUAAGAGCCAUUUCUAGGGAAAACAUUGAUUAUGGCUAUGACUGAGUCCUGGGAAACAGGGCUUAUUACAGCUGGGAAGGCAUCUGGAAAGGCGAUCAGUGGGCCAGGUAGAAAACUGGCAGGGAAUAUGAUCAGCAGGAGAAAAUGGCUGUUCUGUAUUUCCUGUUUCUAAGUUUACUACAGCACACCCCAGCUUUCAGGAGCAGAUAAAAGCAGAACACUGUGGAGGCCAGGCGCAGUGGCACACACCUUAAUCCCAGCACUUUGAGAGGCCAAGGCUGGCAGAUCGCUUGAGCUCAGGAGUUGG